GUUCCUCUGUCACACGCAGGGUCAAUGCACUAGUAAUUAUCAUAUACGACAGUGACACAGUCACUCCGAGAAACUUGCUUGAGGAACGCUGUUCUUUGUCGCCUAGAGCAGUUUUCGACUUCGUCUGUCCUGUAUUUGGACCAAACAGUAAACAUGAGUGGCUUCAUCCCGGUUGUGGACUUUUCGGCGUACAGUCUGGAUAACAAGAACGUGAACGAAGCGGAGCUACAAGCGCUGACGGACGAACUCAUGCACGCCUUCACCACCGUGGGCUUCGUCUACUUAACGAACACCGGAAUCUCAUCUGCCCAGGUGUUUAAUACCUUUGAUGUCGCCGAUAAAUUCUAUCUGCAACCGGAAACGGUGAAGGAGAAAUACUCUCGUCCGUUGGACAAGACGGCAGAGCGCCACGGGUGGAUGGCCCUGGAGAGAGAAAACUUGUCACUGAUUGGACAGGGCCGUCCUAAUGACCUGAAAGAAUGCUUCAACAUCAUGCCCCCGCUUACCGUGGGACAGACGUGGCCGGCAGAAGUCCCGGAGUUUGAGCCCGUGAUGAUGGACUUCUACAACUCCUGCCAUGUGCUCGCCAUGCGUCUGCUCGAGAUCAUAGCCAAGGGGCUGGCUAUCAAGGAUGUCGAUGGUUUCCUGAGAAAGUUCCAGUACAUCGGAAAGGGCGGUAACGGCACUAACCUCCGGUCACUCCGGUACCCUCCCGUCCCGGAAGUCGUCAAACAGAACCAGAUCCGGUGUGGGGAACAUACUGACUUCGGCUGUCUGUCUCUGCUAUUUCAGGACAACCCCGGACUGGAGGUGGUGAAUCUUGAGGGAGAGUAUGUUCCUGCCAAGCCGAUACCGGGUACCACUCUGGUCAACAUUGCUGAUACCUUGCAGAGGUGGUCAGGAGACAAACUCAAGUCAACAAGGCACCGUGUAGUGAUGCCUAAGAGUGCCGAGGAGAGGAGACGUGUCCGCCGGUCCCUGGCCUUCUUCUGUCACUGUGACGGCGACGCCGAUCUGGCGUGUCUGGACGGGUCCGACAAGUACCAACCUCUCCUGGCACGGGAGUACAUCAACGAGAGAAUCGGGGCCUCCUACCUGUCAGGGUAGUUCACCUUGGCAAUAGACAGAUCCUGGAUGUCCAACACAAUUAGAAGUUCAACGGUACAUGCAGCCACUCUUUCAUUGGUCGAACCGCUAAUUGCCAUCGAUCCUCUUAAUGGUUGAAGUUCAACCAAUAAGAGGAUGGCAUUUUGAAUUUUGAUUGGUUGAAGUUCAACCAAUAAGAGGAUGGUAAUUAGCGGUUCGACCAAUGAGAGAGUGGCUGCAUGUCCGUCAAAUAUUUGCAUUUCUAUGUUUUGACGGAGGUGGGCGGGGCUUCAGGAUCGUUUCAUACCCAUUCCAUCUGUGCACAUGACUUCAAUCCAUAACGACCACUUGCGGAUAAUAUAUUAUAUAUAUUCUCCGUCAGUCAGCAUAACUUAAAAGGGGCAUAUUAUGUAGCAUUUUUGUACCCAAAAUUUAAGCAUCUUAUACAGGUGUGAUUGUAAGUUACUUCCAGUUUCAACAUAUUUGUGCACGUACCUGAUCACAUUUCUG
Molecule: messenger RNA, 1596 nt
Organism: Branchiostoma belcheri (Belcher's lancelet)
Lineage: Eukaryota; Metazoa; Chordata; Leptocardii; Amphioxiformes; Branchiostomatidae
Product: UPF0676 protein C1494.01-like
Exons: 8
Coding region: 154-1107 (317 amino acids)
Molecular function (GO): dioxygenase activity
Source: RefSeq, a predicted model, not a curated record